UCUAUCCAAAACCACUCUAGCUAUCCUAUGAGGGGAAAAAAGAAAGAAUACAGAUGGCAUAUAUGUUAGUUAGUGUCCAGCCCCUAUGAAUCCAUUGAUUUUAUGAGUUAGGUUAGUAAUGUGUAAAUAACAGUCUCCAUUCCAAAAUCAGUUUAAUCAUAUUUUUAGAACAACAACAAAAUUGGUGGAGGGUGAUAGAGAAAAAAGAAAGAAAGUGCCAAGUUUGGAUAAAGAGGAGAGGUGGUAAUUGAAGUUGCAAGAAUCAGAAUUCCCCUUACAAACCAAACACAACAUAACACCAACUCAUCAUCAUUCAAAAUUGGAAAAUAGAAAAAACCGCAAAAACAAACAAGCACCAUUAGUCUUCACCUUUUACCAAACUACCCUCAAAACUUGCUCUAAAUUACAACCUCAACCACGCCUUUAAAUUCUCCUCACCAUUCACAAUCACAAACGCUAGAAGAAACACAACAACCCAUUUUCCCUCCCAUUUUCCCUCACUUUCUCUUCGAUUUUCCCGAGAAAAUGAGAGAAAUCCUCCACAUCCAGGGCGGCCAAUGCGGCAACCAGAUCGGCGCAAAAUUCUGGGAGGUCAUCUGCGACGAGCACGGCAUCGACCACACCGGAAAGUACAACGGCGAUUCCGAGCUUCAGCUUGAACGCAUCAAUGUCUACUACAACGAAGCCAGCGGCGGAAGGUACGUUCCACGCGCCGUCCUCAUGGAUCUUGAGCCAGGAACCAUGGAUUCCGUCAGAUCCGGCCCGUUCGGCCAGAUCUUCCGCCCUGACAACUUCGUCUUCGGGCAAUCCGGUGCCGGAAACAACUGGGCCAAAGGGCAUUACACCGAAGGCGCUGAACUCAUCGAUUCCGUCUUGGAUGUUGUGAGGAAAGAGGCUGAGAAUUGCGAUUGCUUGCAGGGAUUUCAGGUGUGUCAUUCUCUGGGAGGUGGAACUGGGUCUGGAAUGGGAACGCUUCUCAUCUCGAAGAUUCGGGAGGAGUAUCCGGAUCGUAUGAUGUUGACGUUUUCUGUGUUUCCUUCGCCGAAGGUGUCUGAUACUGUGGUGGAGCCGUACAAUGCGACUCUCUCCGUGCAUCAGCUUGUUGAGAAUGCUGAUGAAUGUAUGGUAUUGGACAAUGAGGCUCUCUAUGAUAUCUGCUUCCGUACCUUGAAGCUUAAUACACCAACUUUUGGUGACCUUAACCACCUCAUUUCUGCUACCAUGAGUGGAGUUACUUGUUGUCUACGUUUCCCUGGGCAGCUGAACUCUGACCUUCGAAAGCUUGCUGUCAAUCUCAUCCCAUUCCCUCGUCUCCACUUCUUCAUGGUUGGGUUUGCACCCUUGACCUCAAGAGGAUCCCAGCAGUACCGCAACUUGACUGUGCCUGAAUUGACUCAGCAGAUGUGGGAUGCUAAGAACAUGAUGUGUGCUGCCGAUCCACGCCACGGCCGAUACUUGACUGCUUCAGCAAUGUUCCGUGGUAAGAUGAGCACCAAGGAAGUGGAUGAGCAGAUGAUUAAUGUGCAGAACAAGAACUCUUCUUACUUUGUUGAGUGGAUCCCUAACAACGUCAAGUCUAGCGUGUGUGACAUCCCACCCAAGGGUCUGAAGAUGGCAUCCACUUUCAUCGGGAACUCAACAUCAAUUCAGGAGAUGUUCAGGAGAGUCAGCGAGCAGUUCACAGCUAUGUUCAGGCGCAAGGCUUUCUUGCACUGGUACACCGGUGAGGGAAUGGAUGAAAUGGAGUUCACCGAGGCUGAGAGCAACAUGAAUGAUUUGGUGGCUGAGUACCAGCAAUACCAGGAUGCUACUGCUGAUGAUGAGGAGUAUGAGGAGGAAGAGGAGGAGCUUGGUGCUUGAGUUGUCAAGGUUCUUUCAAAUUGCAAUAUGAAUGGGUUUUAGCGAGUUUUAAAUUGUGCAGCAUUCAAAAUUGUUUAUGUGGUGUUUGUAUGAAUUGAGGGUCAUUGUAUAAGCUGGGUUUUGUGGACAAAGCUUCUGCUAUUAAGCCAUUGGAUGUUUUACUAGGUAGAUGACUAUUUACUUC
Lotus japonicus is the source of this 2044-nucleotide messenger RNA. RefSeq names its product tubulin beta chain. Gene Ontology annotation, cellular component: cytoplasm; microtubule. NCBI's taxonomy places the organism in Eukaryota, Viridiplantae, Streptophyta, Magnoliopsida, Fabales, Fabaceae. The coding region runs from base 526 to 1860 and encodes 444 amino acids. Gene Ontology annotation, biological process: mitotic cell cycle; microtubule cytoskeleton organization. The record is from RefSeq and is a predicted model, not a curated record. The transcript has 3 exons. Gene Ontology annotation, molecular function: GTP binding; GTPase activity; structural constituent of cytoskeleton.